UCAAGCCGAGUAUUUGUGCUUGUCGUCGUUUCCAUUCAGAAAUGCCAGACGGCGCUGCUGCCAAAUAAUGGCGCUGUCAUAUCGGAUAAGAAUAUUUCUAAUACAAGUUUUAUUUAUAUCCAUCAUUGAUCAAGUUUUGCCGGACAGGACGAGCCUGAAGAUAUAUCAGACCAUCCAGGCCGAUUUCUACUGUUUCCGAAGACUUAACGGAACGCACGAGUUCGGAUGUUCGUCUGAUAGGAGUGGGAACGUUGGUGUAAUUCACGUGGUGUCGACCGAAGAAGAUGUCCAAUUCAUUCUUGAUGAUGACAGCGGCAUCAAGUAUGUCGCUGCUCUUCGCUCGGAUUUCUUCAACAUGGGUAACAUGACAAAGCUCCAAGACUCCGGCCGAGUUACCGGUGUGAUUGUGCUAAGGAGCAGGCAUAACCUCCCGGAUGAAGGCUUUUCGCCGGACAGCACGUGUCCAAAUGAUGGCUUUGGCCUGUACAGUGGAAACAACCAGUACUCUAGCUGCAAGAAGGUGUCCUGGAACGCCAAGAAUCCGGGGACAGAUAUGUUCUUCACUCGCUGGAACUUUCCAAUCUUCUUAGUGGAUAACGAGACAAGUAUUGAUAUCAUCGUUAAUAAGUGUUUCAACGGGCACAACCUGCCCGACAAAGGCUCACACGAGCGCAAGUGGCCCCUUUGUGCAGCCCAGUUGAGAAGUCGGAUGAGUGCAGCCAAAGACAGUGUGACCUGCAUCAGGCGGAGUGAGAACUUGGUCACCAUGAACCCUCUGCGCUACUGUGAUCCUCUCACAGAUAGAAACGUUAUCUCUACACUCUACGCCACAACCACUGAAAAGGCUGUGAGCAACCGUUCUGUGGUGGUCGUCGGGGCAAGGCUCGACACCUUCUCGAUGUUCGAUGGCCUCGCACCCGGCGCUGACUCGUCAGUCUCCGGCUUUGUCACAUUGCUCAUAGCGGCCCAGAUGCUUAACCAACUCAAGGUGGCACAGAAACCAGAGUUUGAGAAGAAUAACGUCCUCUUUGUCUUGUUUAACGGAGAAGCCUUCGACUACAUUGGCUCUAGUCGAAUCGUGUACGACAUGGAAAAGGGCCAGUUCCCACUCGUCGGCCGGUCGGCAUCGGCCAAGGCGCAGCCAGCGAAUCUAGCCCUGCAGCACAUCUCUCACUUUGUGGAGCUUAGCCAAGUGGCGCCACUCGAAAAUUCCAGCACUGUUUACCUGCACACCGAUCCUGUCUCAACAGCCUCUGCUGAAGUGAACCAGACGGUAGGUGUUACUCCUUUGACAGAUGUUUACUGUUUUCACAUAUUUCUAAGCAGGGUUAGGAUAUACUACAACAGCUACCUCGACAGCUGGGAGAACCUGAACUCUACAGGAUUGGACUUGCAGGCAGUGGCCAAACACCUGACCAAAUUGGCUGCCGCCGUGGCAUCUGCUGUCUUUAAGGUCAUCACAGGCGAGGAGGCCAAGGUCCUCACCUUGGACAAGUUCAGGACGGUGGAACUCCUGGAGUGUUACGUUCUGAACGCUUCGUGUGCCCUGUUUGGUGAAGUCACAAACAAAGCCUCUGUGUCAGCAAUGAGUGACAAACCCUUCCCCCUGUAUGUGAGUGUGGAUCCAAACGGCCGCACAAUCAAUCCGUCCACUGUCCUGACCCGGCUAGUCAUGGCCUACCUUACGGGCGAGCACCUCAAGAAGGUCACCAAGGAGAACUGCACCCAGCUUGCCGAUUCAGACAGGCUUCACCAGUACACCUGGAUGGAUGGUCCAGAUGUCAACGAAACAGGAUUAUGUGUGCGAUCAACCACAAUGAUGACGCUGGCACGUUCUCCAGCGCACGAACUCAAAGACUGGAGCACGCGGGAGUACUCGACGUGGACUGAGAGCGUGUGGGAAGAGGCAUCACUGCAGGUGUUCCUCAUGCCCAGCUUCCGGCAAGAGGUGUCGGUCCUCGUCGGAGGCAUCGCCGUGUUCCUCAUCUCCCUGCUCACUGUGCACUGCGUGAAUCAGCAGGCCCUGGUGCUGUUCACGCCACGCGCCCUGGUGGGCAUCUAGGGAAGCGACACAAAUCACAUUGCUUUGGCCGACUGGACGAGCCACCAGGCAGGCGACGAUAGUGGCCAACUGCCGCCCCCCGCUGAGGUAUAGAGGCACGCAACCACCCCGGGACAGCCGUUAACGUGACACCCCCUCUUUGCUUGUUCUAUAAAGUUCGUUAACCACCCUUCUUUACUUUCUAGUUUGCGGUUUUUAAGCUGUGGUGCCGUUCUGACUUAGAAGUCUUCUCGUGUGAGAGGAUUACCUUGUGUGACUGCAUAGAACUGUGAAAACACUUCAGGGAAGUUCUCAUUGUUUAUAAAACCUUUUGCAAUAGGCGUUCUUUCUCGUCUAUGGGCCUGUAUCUGUUUUUGUAUGCGAAAGGAAGACGUACGAGACUCGGACACAGAAUGAACGAAAAGAACAACGAAAGUGUCGGCUAAUAUUAGCGGGAAGGUAGCGACACUGUAUGAUCUUUGAAUUAACAGUCUUCCUUUGUGUUGUCCCCUGUUAGUUCCCCUUUUGUACAUGCUCUGUAUACCCACUUUUUCAAAGCAUGAAUGCCUAUUCACUUUUUCGGCUUUCUGUUGUUUCUAAACACUGCAGUGCAGUUUGCUGCAUGUUAGGCUUCAUUUAUGUUACAAGUGAUUUGAAUGUAGUUUUGUGUGAGAAGAGAAGUUUUCCUGCAAUUUCUGCUUGCAUAGGUCCGGAGCAUAUGCCAAAAAAUAUAUAUUAUACACUGAGGGUUGAGAUGUGUGAAGUCAAGGAAUAACACUUGUAGCCAAAGUCGCAGUAUUACAGCACAGUCAUGUGGGAUGGUGCGUGCUCUGCAAGUUGUUUAGUUACUUGCAGUUGUGCACAGAAUAUCCCUUAAGAAACUGGAAUAUAAGUGUAGCCAUUCUACUAUGGGUUCUUUAGAAAGAAAGCUUUCCAUUUGAAGUGUGUCGGGUCCAUGAAUCAAAUCUGAUAAUCUCUGCUUUUUUCUUUUUGUAAUCAUCAUACUGAGAUGCCCAGGCAGUUAGCCAGUACUAGUUAUUACAGUCGCAAGUUGAUCAGUAGCUCAAAGCACAGAAAGCGAAGUCUCAUUUUUGGGGGCUUGCUUAGUCCUGCUCAUAAGGCUACGAUGAUCACUUGUACAUCAGAACUUUAAGUGUUUAUUAGUUUUAUUCGCUUAUAGAUUUCCCAUCUUUCAUUCUACACAGCCGAUUUCUCGUAAUCUAUUAGGUGACCCAUUUAUUGCAUGGACGUAGGAAGAAAGUAGGUCUAACAAUUAAUAUUGGAUUGAUGAUGUACCUGCAGUUGGAAAUACAGUACACUCUCAUAAAAUGGAACCUGAAGGGACCGGUAAAAUGUGUUCCAUUUAAGGGGGGACACUGCGCCUGAAAACUUUUUUUACAAUUCUUUACCAAUUUAAAUCAAACUCACUGAGUUUAUGUAUAUUUGUGCGCUGAUUUCAAAUAUGCAAUUUGUUUCCUAGUACAAUGUGUAGUUUUUGAAUUCCAUGUGCCAUUUCGGGAGCCCCAGUUUGCCUAAACUGAGAGAGUUACAAAGUAAUUAGGCACAUUAGAAUGACCUGGAAUGAGUACAGAGUGCAAGAAAACAAGAAUGGAUGUUCUAAGCCCAUUUGAACAAAAGUUGUGGCAUGUUGAAUAUUUGUGGCUGAAAUCCCAGCUUGGAGUAGACUAAUUUGGAAUGUUCAUCGUGCCAUAACUUUUGUUCAAAUGGGUUUAGAACAUCCAUUCUUGUUUUCUUGCACUCUGUACUCAUUGCAGGUCAUUCUGAUGUGCUUAAUUACUUUGUAACUCUCAGUUUAGGCAAACUGGGGCUCCCAAAAAGCAUAUGAAAUGUUUGAUAUUUUAAAAACUACAUGUUAUACUAGAAAAAUAAUUGCAUAUUUGAAAUCUGCACACAAAUAUGCAUAAACUCUGCAAGUUUCAUCUCAAUCGACAAAGAAUUAAAAAAAAAAUUUCAGGACCCAUGUCCCCCCUUAACAGUAGUUCUGUUUACUGAGAGAUGAACAGGGGUUCAGAAUUCAAGUAUGAAACCAAUCAUGUUGGAGGCAGUUGUUCCAUUUAAGCAGCAAUUUCCGUUUACUGAGAGUCUACUGUAAUGAAGUGCGAUUGCAUUGCAUGCCUUUUGGUUUUAGCCAGGAAUGAAGCACACCGAUGUUAUCUGACCUAAGUAAUAGUUAACUGAGCAGGGCUCAGUUCAUAUCUCGACUCGAGUUUGUCUCUCCCAUCAACAGUCAUAUUGAUUGCGCAGCUUGAGCUUUCCCUAAGAUAAGUAGAGCGAAUGCCGUAGCAUCUUCUGAUUGGUGCAUCUGUAAUGCUGGUAGAUUCUUGUAGCAAAGCACUGGCAGUUGUGGCCUCAUAACAGAAAGAAGCUAUGGAAAUGCAUCCACUGGUGCUGCACGUCUGAGUGCCUAUGUUUGCUUGGCUGGCACACCCGCCUUUAAAUAAAAAAAAUAGAAAAGCAGGUGCAAGUUGUCGGAUACAGAGUGAGUGUAAGUUUUACUUGACUGAGAAUGGUUCUUGCGAGUUCUUCGUCCUUACGUUCACGUUCUAGUGUCUAGUCGGCCCAAGAAACAGUAUUAAUAAACCAUGCUGCAUUUUAGAUACUUUUUCUAUUGCUUUAGUGACCUCUCUUAUAGCUCACACUGGUCUCUUGACAGCUUUUAUUCCAUUAGUAUGGUCCCUUGUGCAGCCAUUUUAGCGGGAUGCCGCAAAACCAUUUUCCUUCUUGCAGUGUCUCAUGUCACGCUGUGUGCUACAGACAAAAACUCCUUUCUUCUAAUUCAUAAUGUCCUACUGGGUGCCACAAGCAAUGCCGUUGUUUAGGCACUUGCUGUUUGUCCAUUGGGGGUUGCCAACGAAUGUGCCUGCAUCGGCGUGUGGGAGGCGGGAGAGGCCUUUAUUCCUGCCGUGUUUGGGCUCAAAGCUGCUGACCCAGCGCACCUCCUUGCACGCUUUGACAGCGAUCAGUUGUAGCAGCGUUUUGCUCCCAGAUUUGAUUUGUUGUUUUUGCAUUGUUUACUGUAUCAAGGCUAACUUUGAUACAGUAAACACGCAUGAAAUGAAUUACUGGAUCCACCAAAGUGAACCUGUAAUGUGUGCCGCUGAUAUCAGUCUGGUAAUGAAUACUUGCUAAAAAAUGUGUAAUGAAGCUAUUUUCAAGUUAGAUGCUACUUCGCUAUGAUGAGGUUAAGGUGUACUGCUACUUAAGCCACUUUUCGAAUUUGUCUCUGAGGAGCGAGGAGGAAAACAACAACUAGGAACUAUUCACGGGCUCAAAAUGAAGGAUGUCAUCUGUGAGCAAAGCUUGAAUGGUCAUUUCAACAUUUUGCACACCGCGUAACGAGUUCUUCGUUAGCCACUGCUGCUGCUGAUCGUUUCUCUGCGAGUGCGGGGGAACUGGGACAGAGAAAAAAAAGUGCCUUUGUCUGCCAAACUACUGUGAUUUGUGUGAAAAACUCUUUUGAAAUGCCAACAAGUUGCGACCGAGCGAACGAAGUUCAUUGUGUGAAGUCCAUUCCAAGAAAGCGUUGCAUCACUUGUGUAGGUGCAGUGAUCAUCACAAACUGUUCUCCAUCGAGGAGGCAUGUGUAAUUUUUCUUCUUUUAUCUAUUCUCAGGUGUGCAUUCUUUUAAGAAUGCAUCACACCUUUUCUGUUUUUCUAGGACAAGUGUGUGUGUGUGUGUGUUCAAUGCGAUGUAUAAAGUGUAUUAUAUUAUACACAAUAUUAAUUUUUUUUCUUCCAGAAGUGCAUAUGUGUAGUGUGAUGCAAAAGUGUGAUAUUUAUUGCAAGACCCCCUGCAUGUUAAGUGCUUAACAUAGUAGUAUACCAUGCAAGAAAUGGAAGUGAAGCGCAGCACUGUAAUUGAAGCAGCCAACAGUGUGUCUUCAGAAAAAGUGAAAAACACUUAAAAAGUUAAAUUUCAAGACAUGGUAUGCGAGACGUAAGUGAACGUGUCUUCAUUUGUUUAUAAACCUCUCCGCUUUCAUGUAGCUCGUAGCCUUUUGUCUUUUGUAGUCACAUUGUCGGCACAACCAUGUGCUUGUUGCUGAUGCGUGCAUGUGCUUAUUGCUGAUGCGUGCUUGUCCUAGAGUGUGUGUAAUAGUCUAGUCCCGGAAAAUUCACCUGUGACUCUACGUCUUAAAACAUUUCUUGUAAGGCUUGCAACUGUUGGUGGUUGCAGAUUUCUUCGUUGUUUACAGCAAAACUAUUCCGUAACAAACUCAAAGAAUGAGCUGAAAUUUGUGAAGUCCAUUACUUAUACUAUCCAUUAUCCACCCUCACAGCCAACAUGCCUAAAAGCAGGGUGUGAUCACUAAACAUUGUGCAAUGCGACGCUGAUGCUAAAGCCCACAGAGCACAUUUGACAACUGCACAAAAAUGAUUUUCUGCUGCAUCUUCGUCCCCGAGAUUACUGCGUUCUUAGCUGUGGACGUUUAUCCGUCUCUGACAUCGUCAGCUGUGCAGAAGAGGCAGUGCAGUGGGUCUUAUUAAUGCACAAAAUGAACAGUUUGCAGUGCAAUGCUGUUGCCUCCACAAAGUGCUAAUGAGCCUUUUGCAGUAACCAUGCAAGAUGGGGGCAUAAUUCAUAUUUUGUAACUAUAUAGUAUUUCAUUUACAGUUAUUACCAUAUAGUACCAGGUCUUGUCGCUUAUCCAAGUGGUAAGGGGAGUGGCCUCCUCUGAGCCAAUAAAAAAGGUUGGAUAGACGUGAAUUAUAACAGUACACUACCCCAAUGAGAAAGACCGCUUGGCUUCACAUGCACAGUUUUUUGUUGUGCCUGCAAAUGGCCACUGCAGAUUGCACUAAAUAUCUUAUUAAAGCCAUGUACUUCACGCAAAGCACUCAAUUUUUCACAUUUCUUCUUGGUGCUAAAUGGACGCACUAAAUGAACAAGGACAGAGGAAAAAGAAGAACACGAUGCUCCUCUGCCCUUGUCUGUUUAGCACUGUAGUUUUUCAGUUAUGAAUUACCGCUAACUCGCCCAAGUUUCUCUUCUGGUUACUAUGGUACGUGAUUAUAAACUUGAACCUCCAUUAAGGUACAGCAUAUUGGGUGCACAUAGCCAUAAGUGGGUGCAGUGGCAAGGUGACAGCAAUAGUGAUUGGGUUCUUGACAGUGCAGCUAGUUAGGCACAUUGUCAGGUAGCCAACUGCUUGCAGGAGUUUCAGGUUGUUCCAUCAGAUAAAGUAUCGGCAGCGUCUUGCGCCACCACGUUUCAGCCUGAUUGGGGCAAAAUGGUGAUAAAUCUUCAUUGUGAAGUAAAAUUGGCUUCCUGUAUGCAUAAGUUUCUGUGGAAGUUCAAGGAAAAUUACAAGAUUCCUUCGUUAUAUUUGGCAACCAAUUGUAAACAACUUUGUUAAACAUGGUUUCACUGUGUUCAGAGCCAUAGUCACAGCCGCAGUUCUGCAGUUUUGCUUUAGGGAAGUAAUGUUACUACCAUAUAUGUUUCUUUUCUACAUUACCAAGGCUAGUUGUUGUACUAGUGCUAUUAGCAAGUGAUUUUGACAAUGCUUGCUUUUUUCUGUGAGUGCAGAACCGAAGCAUACUUAAACACUGUGCAAAGCUGUAACGAUCUAGGUAGUCAGCACCAGAGGCAUAAGUUUCCUAUUUGCUCAGGAUAAGGGUUAAGGAAUCAAGCUGUACCAACUAUGAUAUAAGCGACAUAUGCAAAACAAAUUUGUCAUUGUUCUGUUCAAAAUUUGAAAGUGUGUUUACACAAGGUUCAUUCAGCAGUAUACUACAUGUCUAGAAUAAAAUGAUGCCGCUAAUUAGGGUUGCUAAUUAGCACAGGGGGGUGGGGGCAGGCCAGCCCCCGCUCCUUCUUAACCAACGCCUCUGUUCAGCACUGAACCAACAAUUGCUACACAAGUGCGAUUGUGCAGACUCCACUCGAUAAUGCUUGCACUUCAGAAAUAUGGACAGCGGACGAAAUCUGCUCUCACAGCAAGCUUAAAAUGAUAUCACUGCUGUGAAAUGCCAGGUGGUAGUCUUUGGCGGAUGAAACAGCAACCACAAAGUGCAUGGCUAGCUAUUUUUAUUGGCGGUGUAGUGGUGCACUCGCAUCAACACGCCUUGAGAAUCCACUGGUCAAAACUGAAAUGUAGCUGGCUUUUGCACUAAACUUCGGUAGCCACAAGUUGGGGUGAGCUGUAAAAGUCAUCAGGGCUUAUUGCUCCAGAGUGCUACCAGGAAAGGCGCACAUGUGCUCUGGGUGCGGCAAAAGAGAUUGAAUGCAGUUGCACUCUUGAAUGCAAUUCGUGUGCUCCCUUUUACAUUGGGAGCACACGAAUUACUGCAGCUGUUACUGCAGCAUGUGCUGCUGCAGUAACACACUAUCAAGGAGAACUCACCCUUACUGUUCAUGUUUACACGAUUCAACACGUUAAGAAAAGAUAAAUGGUUUCUCAGUCAAUUACUGGAAAUUGCUGGGAUGCAUUAGACAUAAGAUACUGACGAUGAGUCAUGCCAUGAGCAGUGACAAGGCUUGCUAAACGGAAUGCUAAAGCAAGAAGUGGUGAUGCAUUCACCGGUAAAUUUUCAUGCCGGCUGCUCUCAUGAUUUCAUAGAUAUCAGUAACGUCACUCCUCAGGGCUGCUGAAUUGUUUACCAAGAACAAAUGAUUGUACAUAAUGAAUAGGAAAAUGGAGAGAAAAUGUUAUCAUUUUCCUUUUUCUUACCUUUCUCGCACAAAAUGGAGCCCAAAUACACAAAGGUACUGUAACAUCUGAAUGUUGAAGUCAUCUGCUCGCAUGAAGUUCAAUAAAAAAACUUAGCCUUUGGACUGCUGUAAGUUUCAACUUGAACUAGCAGUGUACCAAUUUAUAAUAAUUUUGUUUCUACAUAAUAUCCCUCUGCAGUGUUUUGUGGCUGCGUGGCACACAACUUCAUGCACAGGAAUUGAUCUGCGCUUCGUGUAUGUUGUCUCUAUGCUAAGGCUCGUUGACACUGAAGGCAGAGCGGCCAAAGUGGCACAGCGGAUUUUCAAUGCGGCGAGGCGGCGAGUGCUUGUACCUGUUCAGACCGCAUGGCUCUCCUCGGAUGCCCGUGCGGCCGAGGAGGCGGGGCAUCUCGCACUUUUGUGGACGUGUCUCCAUCACGUGGCACUGUUUGUCCACCCUUGCCACCGGAGCCAUCUGCGCAGAUCUCGCGCCUUUUCCAGCUCAGCCCAAUGUUUACACCAGCGCCACCGCUGCAUGGUGUUCUGAUUGGCUGUGGCAAAGCAGAGACCUUCGGCGGGCAGAAAAAAUCGGUCCUCGAGGAUCCAGCUCACCGCCUUGUUUUCCGCCCGCUUUUGCCGCCUGGAGCGGAGGUUUCCUCCGCUUUCCCGCUCGUCCGCUUCGGUCGCCCCGCCUUCGGUGUGAUCACGAGCCUUAAGGAAACUAAAAACCUAAAUGUAGACAUAUUUCACAAUAUAUACUCUUUUGAGCAGCGUUUUUUUCAGGCUGCACAUAUAUAUGGGGACUUGCGACUAUGCUACAAGCUUUGUCAUGCCACAGCACAGAAGAGAGAUAACAAAAUAAAUGUAAUUGUAAUGGAGGAAGCACAAUUGCUUCUUUAGUGUGACCUGUACAGUAGGACCGGAAUAAUGCAGCAAUUCCACUUCCUUUUUCCUUUUUUCCAAUUUGUGAGCAGCCUGAGCAGCACUCUGGCUAUGUUGUUGAUAAGGGAAAAAAAAGUGAAAGGAAUAACUGCAUUUGGUUUUCUUAAAAGGCUCUUAGCAUUGGUGUCUUGUAUAUAGAAAGUGCAGGUUUGCCAGAGAUUCUAGAAGCGAUUUGUUGCGCUUGGCAACUUUUGCCUAUUGUUUGCCAUCGCAAUUGUGUACAAAAAAGCCCCCUUUAAUUCGUGGUAUUAGGUCAGGCAGGUCCUUUAACUGGGACAUCAUAUGAUACUGAUCUUUAUUAACCAGUUAUUUAGAUGAUGGAGCUACACAGCAUGUCAAUCCUGAAAUAAUGUUCAUGUGCACAUGAGAAAGCAUUGAGCCCCAAUGAGACUGCCUGCACAACUCUAGGUUCUAUUUGCGAUUUCAGGUGAUACAUGGUUAUCUUCACAAAAUUAAGCCACAGAAGAACCAGUAGCGGGGCAGGUUUAAUACAAUUGUUCUUCAUAAAUGGAGAAUGGGAUGCAGAGUAUGAGCAAUACAAAAAGACAUCACACUCACUUGAAACAAAUUUCUAUUUAAAUAAAAUGUCUAUAUGUUAACUACUCGAUCAGCCUAGUAAAAUUUAGUGAAACUAACGGAACUAAAGCAAGGAUCUUUGGAUAAUUGCCUUUUGCACAAAUCAUCUUGGGUGCAACGUGUAAAGAUGCACAGGUCUUUAAGAAUACGCGGUUCUUUGUGUUAUGUUAUGGGGGUGCACAUCAAUCAUUUUUAUAGUUAAACUGUACAUAAUUAUUACAUGCAGUUCAAUUGUACUCGUGCCCAUAAGAUAAAUCCAAUGAACGCUUAUAUGAGGACAGGUUGUUGGCUGGUAUAUAGGCACCUGUGAUGCAUCUAGCAAGAUAACGAGUAUUUUAUUAAAGACCACGGAACUUCUGACAGUAUUUCCAUUUUACGUACUUAAAUGAAUGAUAACGUGUAUAACGCUAUUUUAAGAACUUGGCUCUAGGAUGUGGCUGUAAACCACAGUGGUCUAGUGGUUAGAGGUGCUCGACUGCUGACCCGCAGGUAGUGGGAUCGAUCCCGGCCGCGGCGGCCGCAUUUUCGAUAGAGGCGAAAAUGGUUGAGGCCCGUGUGCUUAGAUUUAGUUACAUGUUAAAGAACCCCAAGUGGUCAAAAUUUCCAGAGCCCUCCACUACGGCAUCUCUCAUAAUCAUAUUGUGGUUUUGGGACGUUAAACCCCAACAAUUAUUAUAUUAUUAUUAUAGGAUGUGGCUGUGAAUGUGUGUAGUUCUCAAAAAGCAAGCCAUUAUUUGAGCUCGUACCACACAUUCAAUAUUUUCGGACUUUCAUUAAAGCACGCAAACUGCUGCAAGACUGAGAUAGCACAAUACACUUUUUACAACAAUGAAAGUAAGCAUUACUUUCAUCUAAUGUGGCAUGCUGUACAGUGAAACCGUUUUAUGUGAUUAUCGUGUCUGAGGUUUCCAGUUGAAAAACCUGCACCUUUCUGCUGAGCACCUUUUUUUUAUAAGAACAGCCUGUUUUUGUCCACAGUUGUACUUGCAAAUAUAGAGCGCAUUACAGCUGAAGUGUAUGAUUGUAUCUUUGUUUACGAGUGCAGGAGUGACUUGCAUGUGGCUUUACAUCUACUGUAUGAACAAUGCUUGUUGAACAAGCAUUGUUCACAAAUCGCAGUGCUGUUUUGCUCAUCUCGCUUUGUAUUAAACUCGCUUUAAAAA
Rhipicephalus sanguineus (brown dog tick) is the source of this 11398-nucleotide messenger RNA. It is a transcript of the gene Nct, whose product is annotated as nicastrin. Gene Ontology annotation, cellular component: membrane. Bases 68 to 2062 code for a protein of 664 amino acids. Gene Ontology annotation, biological process: protein processing; Notch receptor processing. NCBI's taxonomy places the organism in Eukaryota, Metazoa, Arthropoda, Arachnida, Ixodida, Ixodidae. The transcript has 14 exons. The record is from RefSeq and is a predicted model, not a curated record.